This is a messenger RNA of Triticum dicoccoides, 952 nucleotides long. RefSeq names its product protein PHOTOSYSTEM I ASSEMBLY 2, chloroplastic-like. Gene Ontology annotation, molecular function: protein-disulfide reductase [NAD(P)H] activity. NCBI's taxonomy places the organism in Eukaryota, Viridiplantae, Streptophyta, Magnoliopsida, Poales, Poaceae. Bases 89 to 691 code for a protein of 200 amino acids. The transcript has 5 exons. Gene Ontology annotation, biological process: photosystem I assembly. Gene Ontology annotation, cellular component: chloroplast. The record is from RefSeq and is a predicted model, not a curated record.
CUCCAAGACGGCUGAGCCACCCGCUCUCUUCCGGUCCUCACAACGCCACCGGGGUGGGGAGAAGCGAGCGGAAGGGAGAGCCACGGCGAUGGCGGGCGUCAGCUGUCACUUCCUCCCCUCGCCGGCGCCGACGAGGCCGCUGCGCUCCCGCCCGAGCGUCCCCGCCGUCAGUGGCUGCGCCAGCGCCCACCGGCCGCCGGCCAGAGUGCGAACUCGGGUCAGUUGCUGCUCUAAACCCAACAAUUCGGAGGAGGAUUGCGCGAGCAGCGAGUCUCCCUGCGAUGCCAAGGAAGAAGAAAGUAUUAGCUCCAGACGAAGAUGUCUGGCUUGCCUAUGUGCUGUAACAUUAAUCAGUGCAUCAGGCCCAACGUUUUAUGCGCCAAAAGGGUUUGCUGCGGAUAUGACGACCAAGCCUGGUGUACAAAAAGCUGUAUGCAGAAAUUGUGGUGGCGGCGGUGCUAUAAUAUGUGACAUGUGUGGUGGCACAGGAAAAUGGAAGGCCCUCAACCGAAAGAGAGCAAAAGAUGUUUAUGAAUUCACAGAAUGCCCAAAUUGCUAUGGCCGCGGGAAGCUGGUGUGCCCAAUUUGUCUCGGAACCGGCGUGCCCAACAACAAAGGACUCCUGCGGCGACCGGGCGCCAAAGAGCUGCUGGACAAGAUGUACAAUGGCAAGCUAUUGCCGAGCUCGUAGAUACAUAGCAUCUUCAGUACUGCAUAGCCAGGAGUAUAGGGCCACAUAUUGAAAGCAGACGGUUUUCGCGUCGGUGUAAUACUGUAAUUUGAGAGUCGCAUUAGAUCUACGGAUGUAGUACGGGUUUUUUUGCGAGACACACAAGUAAAACUUGUAUGAUUUUGUUCAAGUGUCGGAUCGGAUGCAAUUAUCUGUCUAUAUGUGUAGUAAAACAGAGACCAUGGACAUGCAAUUAUCUGUCUAUAUGUGUUUCUCCGUGGA